Ruditapes philippinarum (Manila clam) is the source of this 1062-nucleotide messenger RNA. RefSeq lists its product as uncharacterized. The transcript has 4 exons. Gene Ontology annotation, cellular component: lysosome; extracellular region. Lineage: Eukaryota; Metazoa; Mollusca; Bivalvia; Venerida; Veneridae. The coding region runs from base 36 to 761 and encodes 241 amino acids. Gene Ontology annotation, molecular function: calcium ion binding. The record is from RefSeq and is a predicted model, not a curated record. Gene Ontology annotation, biological process: cell-matrix adhesion.
GAAACGUUCAUUUAAGGUUACAAAAGGUAACAAAGAUGUCACACAUUUGUAUAAUUACCGUUCUAUUUCCUGUCUUAAUCAUUUAUUCUGCUGGAUAUAAAAUUCAAUACACUGGACAAAAUGGGAACCAUGCAAAGUUUCAUCAAAACUUAAAGCAUUUAUUCGGAAGAAGUACAAGAAGCGCACCUGGCAAUAUUUGUUGUGCGUAUGGGCAAUGGGAAGCAAAUGCAUAUAUAAUUGCAAGUACAAAAUUGACUCUCGAGAAUAUAACAAUGAUUGUUUAUUACAAUGGAACAGGGAAAAUUGCCUUUGAUGAAACAAAUAAAAAAUCUUACAUUAGUUUUAAUGUAACAGAAUUUGCCCCAGGAUCAACAAAACAUGACUAUAAAACAUCGACGGAUAUCAAAGACUUUGCAACGGGAAUUACAUAUGACAUAGAUGGCGACAGUUGUUUUAAGGAGCCAAAUUCAGCGGACAUGCAAAUAGUUUGUGUUCCAGGGAAUGCAACAAUGAUGUCGAAGGGUUUGUUUAAUGGCGUAGACGUAACAACAUAUCAGAUCAAGUACAGUACCCCACCAUUGGAGGUUCUUACAACACCAACAGUUCGACAAAACGGUAGUUAUUGUGAGACGAUCAUGUUCUCCUAUGCCAUGUUCUCAGAUGAUACAAUUGAAGAAUCAGUGUAUGAUGUUGAUGUCGUAGAUAUCACUCCGGGAAUAAAAGAUCCAUCUAUAUUCGUGCCUCCUAAAGAUUGCAACUAGUUGGGUUAUUGGAACACGUCGACGAUUAUGCAUAAUAAUCUCGGAUUAAAUACGGAUUGAAAGUAGUUAUAUCACGUGAUUUUAGAUGUUUACAAAAAGAGGGUGUUAUCUUUGUACAGUGUAUAUCAAAUGUACGUAUUUGACAUCCAAAGGAAAAAAGUCUAUUUUGGUAAAAUUGUGAUUGAAAAAUAGCUGACUUAUAAAUAAUCAAUUUUCAAACGCCCACUUAUGUACAUUUCUUUCCUAAUCCGAAUAAUGUCAACAAGUAUAUAUUUUGUACUUUGGGUUUCUUUAACAAUAA